CAACUCUAAUGGCUUUUGAUUUUCAAUCACAACAAGAGAUCAUAUUAUAAUUUUCAUGCUUUUCCCAUUUUGCUAAGUUGAUUUUUAUUUUUAUUUUUUCUAUUUCCAUUUCAUUAAUUUGUAGAAAUAUUAGGUGCUACAAAGUUUAAAAUUUUUGAAUAUUUGAGCAAUGGGUUGGAAUUGCUUUGGAGUUUAUCAAUCAUACAAAAACAAUAGCGAGACUCAAGUCCAAGGGUUCACAACCAACAAUGUGAGGGUUUUUUCCUAUAACUCAUUGAGAUCAGCGACAGGUAACUUCCAUCCAUCUAACAAAAUAGGAGGUGGUGGUUUUGGAGUUGUUUAUAAGGGAGUUUUAAGAGAUGGAACUUGUGUUGCCAUUAAAUGUCUCUCUGCUGAAUCAAAACAAGGGACUAAAGAAUUCUUGACAGAGAUUAAUAUGAUUUCAAAUACCCAACAUCCAAAUCUUGUUCAGUUGAUUGGUUGUUGUGUUGAGAAUGGCAAUAGAAUGUUGAUAUAUGAAUACUUGAAGAAUAACAGCCUUGCCAAUGCUUUACUAGGUUCUAAUGGUAAACGCGUUGCUCUGAACUGGCCUCAGAGAGUUGCUAUAUGUUUAGGUACAGCAUCUGGUUUAGCAUUUCUUCAUGAAGAAGCCUCACCAACGAUUGUUCAUCGAGAUAUUAAGGCUAGUAACAUCCUUAUAGAUGAAAACCUUCACCCUAAAAUUGGAGAUUUUGGUCUGGCUAAGCUUUUUCCUGAAAAUGUCACUCAUCUAAGUACGCGAGUAGCAGGAACAAUAGGUUAUCUUGCUCCGGAGUAUGCCUUGUUUGGACAACUUACUAAAAAGACUGACGUCUAUAGUUUUGGAGUUGUUGUACUUGAAAUCAUAAGUGGAAGAAGCAGUAGUAAAUCAGCAUUUGGAGUGGAUCUCUUGGUUCUGGUGGAAUGGGUAUGGAAGCUAAGAGAAGAAGGACGACUUCUGGAAAUCAUUGAUCCAGAGCUAACAGAGUAUCCAGAAACUGAAUUACUGCGGUUCAUCAAAGUUGCUCUCUUUUGCAUACAAUCAGCACCUAACCAAAGACCUAAUAUGAAACAAGUGAUUGAGAUGUUGUCUAAGGAAGUCAACCUCAACGAGAAGGAGUUUAUAGACCACAUAGUGGUAGUCUGCAGAAAUCAUCCUCCGCGGGGAAGAAUGGGGUGCAGUCUGUAAAUCCUUUUGUAACAUCAACAAAGUUUGAGAGCUUUCAGAGUGUCACCCAAAUGCUUCCUAGAUAAUGUUAUUCUUCUAACGUGGGCUAUUGAGGAGUAAAUGUAUCGUCUCUCAUUAGACUUCCUUUUUCAUACAUUUUCUCAUGUAAUGUAAAGUUGGCAGUAGCUGAUAAGGAAGAAAGAGAGACAAUCACACAGAAUGAGCUACUAUGCAACUCCAAAUUUCAGAUAUGAAGAUGAAGUUUACAGCAGA
Messenger RNA from Solanum pennellii, 1459 nucleotides. RefSeq names its product putative serine/threonine-protein kinase. Gene Ontology annotation, molecular function: ATP binding; protein kinase activity. Gene Ontology annotation, biological process: protein phosphorylation. Lineage: Eukaryota; Viridiplantae; Streptophyta; Magnoliopsida; Solanales; Solanaceae. The coding region runs from base 170 to 1207 and encodes 345 amino acids. The transcript is spliced from 6 exons. The record is from RefSeq and is a predicted model, not a curated record.